Paramecium tetraurelia is the source of this 1461-nucleotide messenger RNA. RefSeq lists its product as uncharacterized. The transcript has 5 exons. The record is from RefSeq and is a predicted model, not a curated record. NCBI's taxonomy places the organism in Eukaryota, Ciliophora, Oligohymenophorea, Peniculida, Parameciidae. Gene Ontology annotation, molecular function: starch binding; protein tyrosine/serine/threonine phosphatase activity; carbohydrate phosphatase activity. Gene Ontology annotation, biological process: protein dephosphorylation.
AUGAAAAAGAAAUCUGUAUCUACAAGUGCGUCGCUUCCAAUGCCUUACUUUAAUGUGUACUUCAAAAUUCACUAUCAUACUCAACCAGGAAAGGCAAUUUAUAUAGUAGGCGAUUGUAACAUACUUGGUAAUUGGGUCUCUACCAAAGGAGUGCGUCUACAAUGGAAUGAGAAUGAUGAAUGGACAGUUUGUGUUAAAAUAGAUCGAUCUCAAUAUGUGAAGAUCGAGUACAAAUUCAUUGUUAAUAAUUAUGAUUAUCCCACUUUGAAUGAUACUUUAUGGGAACCUGGAGAAAAUAGAGUCAUCACCAAUCAUAUGAUUGAGAAUGAAACUAAAUCUGAAUAUUUUAAUUGUGAAUACUGGGGAUACAGAACAAUUAAAUUGAAAUUAAAUUACAAUUUACCUGAUAAGUAGAGAAUGAUGAUAGUGGGCAGUAUUGAAUAAUUAGGUUCAUGGAUUCACCCAGUACUCAUGAAAUAAUAGUCUAAAAUUGACAUAAUAAGUAGAGAGAUAGUGUAAUAAUGGUCGAUCUCCUUUAUUGUUGAUUCUAUGCACUUUUCAUUCAGAUAUUUUUAUGUUAUUAGAAACGAUGGUUCUAUGAUAUGGGAGAGAGGUAACGGAAGAUAUUUGAAAUCUAGUGAUCUCAAAUCCUUCAGAUUAGUUCAAGAUCAAUAUUCGACAUCCCCCAUUAAAAUCAAAACUUAAAUGUUAACUGCCUGUCAACAUCAGCGACUCCAUAAUAAGAAAAAUGGGUCAUUUUGCUCAGAAAAACAAUAAAAGUUACAGAAAUAAAUCAGCAUGGGAUAUUCAUUUUCGGAUAAAGAACCAUCCUUUUUUUAUUAUGAGUCCUUUGGGAGACUCAAUAAAUUGGACUGGAAUUUUGUUGUAUAAUUCUCCAUCACUCAAAUAAAUGAAAACAUCAUCAUCGGUCCUUAUCCACAGAAUGAAUAAGACAUAGUGGUAUUAAAGGAUUUUGGUGUUAAAGCUGUUCUGAAUUUAUAAACAAGAUUGGAUGUAUAUCAUAGAGGAGUUGAUUGGGAUGAAAUUUUAUCGAGCUAUAAGAAACAUAAUAUUUAGAUGAAGAACUUUGAAAUCUUUGAUAUGGAUCCAUAAGAUUUCGAAAAGAAAAUACUUAAAGCUGUGUAAAUACUCAAGAAAUUAAUCAAUCAACAUGAAUCUGUAUAUAUCCAUUGCACAUCUGGCAUUGGAAGAGCACCCUCUCUUGCAGUAAUUUAUUUGUCCUCUGUCUUGCAAAUUCCAUUAAAUGAGUCAAUAGCCUUAGUGAAAAAUAAGAGAGAACAUUUUUAUAUUAACUUUAACAUGUUGAAAAGGGCCCUCUAGAAAACUAUGAUUUAUAAUAGUGGGUUAGAUUAUGAAGACAACUUAGAAGUUAUCGACUUUUAGAUACAAAGCUCUGGCAAAAUUAAAAAAUAAUAAUUUGAUUAUAACCCACUUUAUUGA